Ornithodoros turicata is the source of this 1481-nucleotide messenger RNA. RefSeq names its product tyrosyl-DNA phosphodiesterase 2-like. Gene Ontology annotation, molecular function: 5'-tyrosyl-DNA phosphodiesterase activity; single-stranded DNA binding. Gene Ontology annotation, cellular component: cytoplasm; PML body. NCBI's taxonomy places the organism in Eukaryota, Metazoa, Arthropoda, Arachnida, Ixodida, Argasidae. The transcript is spliced from 7 exons. Gene Ontology annotation, biological process: double-strand break repair. Bases 22 to 1161 code for a protein of 379 amino acids. The record is from RefSeq and is a predicted model, not a curated record.
CUGGCUACACUGGUUGAGAUCAUGCCGGGCGAAAUGAACCGAAUGAACAUCUUUUGGGACGAGGACGAAAUAAUCGAAGUGGGUGUCUACGAAAGACCCACAAGUCUGGAGUGCGAUACUACAAUAGCACUAAGUGAUACGGACUGCGAAAGUGACGACAUCUCUAUUAUAGCCCCUGGUAGUAACAAGAUAUCCUGCAGGGUGUCAUCCGGCAGCUGCGGGGAAUCUGAAAGCGGCGACUCUCCUGAUAUCAUUUGUGUUGAAGAUGCGUCUCAAGGAGCACACAGGCAAUGCUCCACAAUACGCAGUGUUGAAGCGAUGCCACUUUUGGACUUGGUCUCUCGACCGCCAUCGAACACCACAGCAACUAGUCCCUCGGCCGUGGUUCAUAACAGGUUGAAGUUAGUGUCCUGGAACAUCGAUGGGCUCAACGACCUGCACCUGGCUGCAAGGAUGACCUCCAUAUGCAGAAUUAUUAGGAACCUGAACGUAGAUAUAGUGUUCCUACAAGAAGUUAUCCCCCCACUAAUUGACCUGAUAUCCCAGAAUUUUGUGGACUAUGAAGUUAUAAAUGGUAACAGUGAAGGAUACUUCACUACAACCCUCUUGAGGAAGUGCUCUGUUCACUAUGUAAGUCAUUCCGUCCUCGAGUUCAGUUCAACCAAAAUGGAGCGAAACUUGACUUGCACCCAGGUGAACUUUAAUAACCAUGCUAUGCUGCUGAUGAACACGCACUUGGAGAGCAUGGGCUACUCAUCGGAAGUGCGGAAGACGCAGCUGAAAAAAUGCUUCCGACAUUGUGUAAGGCAGCCGCAGGCAAGCAGUGUUAUUUUUGGGGGUGACACUAAUUUGAGGGACCAUGAGAUCCAGUCAAUAGGCGGCCUUCCAACGGGCAUCGAGGACAUCUGGGAAACGUGCGGUCGGUCUCCAGCCAGCUCUUACACCUGGGACAUGACACUCAAUGACAACCUCGACUGGGCCCAUGGGGCGACGAGACCACGUUGUCGCUUCGACCGCAUCUACCUACGACAGUCACAGCCGCCGUACCUCAAGCCUGCUACAUUCAACCUUAUCGGACAGAAUCGAAUGGAGGUCUUGAGGUGCUUCCCAAGUGACCACUGGGGACUAUUGUGCGAGUUUAGUGUCAUGCAAGCACCGUGAAGUGUGGCCCGGUCCCAUUCCCCCCCCCCCCCCCACACACACACACACACAUGUGCCUGAAUAUGUCCCAGUGUUGCUAUGGGCAUUAAAUAUAUGUUCGUAACAUUGUAAUGCAACUUGUGAUAAACUUGGCCCUUAAAUAACGAACUUUGUUUUAGAGGAGUAAAUGUCAGCAUACACUUUAUGUUCCUGUCAAAUACUACACUGGCAAUAAUGAGUAUGGUCGCCCAGUGUUGCUAUGGCCAUCAAAUAUAUGCUUGUAACACUGUAAUACGACUUGUGAUAAACUUGGCCCUUAAAUAAUAAACUUUGUUCUAAAU